AACUCGGGCACCUCGCGGGAGGAAGGCUGCUGAGCUCGGAGCCUCUCCUCCUGCCUGCCCCUAACCCCCCCAGCCACUCCUCCACGUCGGAGACCCGGAGACCCGGGACCUGCGGGAGCCGGGGAACCGGAGAAGUACGCGUCGGAGGCUGCUUUGCUGAAGGUGAAUCAUUCCGACCAAUUGCCUGUCCCCAGAGAGCAAAGGGAGGGCUGUAGAGAAGGCACGGAGGAUGUGUGAGUGUGCGUGAGAGGGAGAGACGGCGCGAGGCGAGAGGAAAAGUCUGUACUCGGCGUUAAAAGCAAACAAAUCAGAGAUGGAGUAAGGGCGGUAAUUGCUGCGAGACCGCCUUGAUUCUCCAAGUGGGGGGAGCUGAGCGCACCGCGCGCGUCCGGCGAGGACAGCGGGCGACCGUGGGCGCUGGCACAGGCUGUGGGACUUGGGCUUGUCCUCGGAAAACACAUCUUUCGAUUACUUUGACACUGUGGAAUAAAGAGGGGAGGAAAGAAGAGACGAGGCUCACACGCUCCACCUUCCGCCCUCUGUAAGGGGAUUCCAGUGUGAAUGUCAAGAGAUUCCUGAGCUCCCUUUGCCUUCGGAGGAGGAAAUACACGCGCGCGCACAAGCACGCUCCGGACCUGACUCGCCAGCCCCCCGCGAGCCCACACCACCCGACUCCGGUUCCCUAUGCCCCUGAACGGGGACGGCGGAUUGGCAUCUUGGAAGCGAUGCGAGAGCGAUAAGGCUGGCGCGGGCCCGCGGAAGCUGCAGGAGCGUCGCUAGGUGUUGCCGCCACCAGGAAGCCGGGCUGCAGGAUGAGUAAGAGAUACUUACAGAAAGCAACAAAAGGAAAACUGCUGAUAAUAAUAUUUAUUGUAACCUUGUGGGGGAAAGUUGUAUCCAGUUCAAACCAUCAUAAAGCUCACCAUGUUAAAACGGGCACUUGCGAGGUGGUGGCUCUCCACAGAUGCUGUAAUAAGAACAAGAUAGAAGAACGGUCGCAAACUGUCAAGUGCUCCUGCUUCCCCGGGCAGGUGGCAGGCACCACGCGAGCUGCCCCAUCCUGUGUGGAUGCUUCAAUAGUGGAACAGAAAUGGUGGUGCCACAUGCAGCCAUGUCUUGAGGGGGAGGAAUGUAAGGUUCUUCCAGAUCGGAAAGGAUGGAGCUGUUCCUCUGGGAAUAAAGUAAAAACAACUAGGGUAACCCAUUAACUAAGAAUAAAUCAAGUGACCCUCAAGGCUGAUUAAAUUGAACAUAUGCAUAGAAACUUAACUUCUGAGGUGAUCUUGAAGGAAGAUUUUUAUACUGCUCAGAAGAGGCACUGCAGACUCUUAUUUCCAAGGGAUUUCAUGGCUCGUAAUCAGCAUUUUCUUGAAACCAAGACUUUUGAAAAGUCAGACAUGAACUUCUGUGUCAUGAGGGGUUCAUCAGAUUUGCACCGUGUUCAGCUUGUAACAUUGCACUUGCUAAAAGAAUUGGAAGUUGCCAUCUGAAGAGCUGGUGUUUCCGGGUGAUGUCAGAGACACUUGUCUUUUGGGCUAUUGACUCCAAAUGUGACUGCUUUUCUUGUUUCUGAAAGUCUCCCAAGUGCACUGGCCUUCUGUCAUGGAUGUGUUCCUGGGCCUGGUCCUGUGUUCGGUGGCUAGUGGGACUGAACAUGGCUUUAGUGACAUUUCCUUUACAAACCUCUCCUCCGGCAUGGCGUGGACUGAGAUGAUUUUAUUUGUAUCCUAACCUUGGAGCUCUGAAAGCCUACCUGUUUUAACAUCUUAAAGUCGCUUUUGUUAAAGGAAUGGAAAAAUAUAUCCAGUGAUAAUAAUUAUUGUUGGCAAGUAAUAGUUACCUGAAUACAUCAAUCCCAUAAGAAUGUAUAGACUAGCUGACAUGUUCCCCCAAGGCUAACACACUACUGCAGCUCUCUGUCAGUUAAAUAGGUAGUAGUUAGAACUGAAUUACCAUUUUCAUUAUAUACUAUUUUGUACCUCUAGAGCACUCUCCCUUUCCGUUUUUUGUUUAAGUGGGCUUUUUCUCUUUCCUUUUUAUGUUUCCUUUUUUCCUUCACAGAAAUCAGCAGUGAGCAGUCAAGUACUUAGGGAGCCUUCCAUUUCAAAGAUUGCCAGGGAUGCAUGUGGGUUUCUGAUUUCUUAGCUUAGAAGUUAUUUACAAUACUUACAUUUCUUCUAUUUUUUUUAAGCUAUCCUUUCUAUCUCAUUUGAGAAGACUGUCUCUUGCUCAUUCCCAGUGACUGUUUAUUUGAAUGCUGUUCGUUCAAUCUGUUAAUAAAAUUGUUCAUUUUCCUCGGUCUAAAUGUUACAAAUAUUUGCUUACAGUUGACCCAUCUGAACAGUUUCUUAGUUCUGUUUUUGCCCACAUUUUUUUUUUUAGUCAUUUUAACAUUUGUGGUUUUCAGUUCUACUGGAAAAUUUUAUAAAUAUUUAAGGGCCUUAAACAUGUACGUACUUUUUUUCCUAAGUUAUUACAGAAUGCAUAAUUUUAUACUACAUUUAUUUUGUUUCAUUUAUGAUGUGAGGGGAGAGAAGAAUGGAAAUUGCAAAGCCGUUCUGUAAUAAUGUUGUGUAAACUUCAUUUGAAGGAAUGUAAACAGAGGGAUUUUCUGUGUUCUAUUCAGACUAAUGGGAAGAUACUUCAGAUAUCAUUUUAUUAGCGUUAUGUAAGAGAAGGUGUGGACAUCUUUUGUAUUUCUGAAACUCAUGACGUGGGCAAUUAGGUAUAUGUUGGCUUCCAUGAUGGAGGCUGAGACAGCCUGCAGACCAUUGGUCUGUUAGUUGGAAGCAACUUUCAAAGACUGAUACAUUACCUAGAAUCUUUCUGGGCAGAACCAUUAAAAGUGUUAACAUUUGCUAGAAAUUAAAUUUGUAAAGAACGCUUUUGACAUUGAACUAACGUAUAUUGCCCUACGAGUCAAUGAAAUGACUUUCUCCUUUCAUUUUAAUUAUACAUAAAACUAAUUAGACGGUCCACAUGGAUUUUGCAAUGGUUUGAUACUGUAUGAACUCAAAGACAGGAGUAACAGUUGUGCUGGAGUUUCUGCAUUAAUGAUAUCAUUAAUAUACUUGGAACGAAGGAAAAAACAUAUUUUGAAAAUUAUGAAUUUGUCCUAGGUUUGUUGGAAAUUAUAGAUCAUGCCUCUCAUUUAUUAAACUAUGUCCUUUCAAACAACACUGAAAAUUCUGUAUUAUAUAUAAGUGUAUAUCAUGCAUAUCAA
This is a messenger RNA of Artibeus jamaicensis (Jamaican fruit-eating bat), 3223 nucleotides long. RefSeq names its product TAFA chemokine like family member 2 (gene TAFA2). The record is from RefSeq and is a predicted model, not a curated record. The transcript has 5 exons. Lineage: Eukaryota; Metazoa; Chordata; Mammalia; Chiroptera; Phyllostomidae. The coding region runs from base 813 to 1208 and encodes 131 amino acids. Gene Ontology annotation, molecular function: receptor ligand activity.